Molecule: messenger RNA, 3582 nt
Organism: Rhododendron vialii
Lineage: Eukaryota; Viridiplantae; Streptophyta; Magnoliopsida; Ericales; Ericaceae
Product: B2 protein-like
Exons: 3
Coding region: 1140-1571 (143 amino acids)
Source: RefSeq, a predicted model, not a curated record
UUUGGAAGAUGUGUAAGGGCUUUUUUUUUUGGUACUUCGGAAGAUGUGUAUGGGUGUUCUAGUGCUUAUAUAUAUCGCAACUAUUUCGACUUGUACUGUCAUCUUCGUAAUCUCUUAUUUUGUUAAAAGUUGUAUUUUUUCCUUUCAUCACCAUCAGAGCUACUCUUGCAUUUUGAGUUCUAUGUCUACCUUUCAUAGUUCUUUUGGAACUUUUGUAAUGCAUUGAUAAAUCUCUUGAGUAUUGAAGUCAAGAUCCUUGGUCAACUUAUGUGCAUUCUAGUUCACUAGUGAUUUUUAAGGAUCAUGAGUCCAUGACAUUCACCUGUUCCUAACUGCGUUAUCAAAAUUUAAGAAGUAUGACAUUUUCCUGUUCGUAAACUGCUUUGUUGAAAUAAAUCCUAAUUACGUUGAAGUUCUUAUCAUGUUGAACACCACUUGACAAUUGCUGACAGAGUUGAAAGAACGUGAACAUUCAACUUCAUCAAGAAAGGUCAAUAGACCUACCAACCUCGGGCCUUAGACACGGUUUCUUUAGUUAGUUGUGCUGAAGUGACCAAAAAUCAAACUUAAGUAAGUUUAAAUUCCAUUUUUUAGAAGGGGAAUGGCUGUGCAGUGGGUUCUGGAUCCAUAAGAGCUAAGAACUAGAUCAUCUAUAGCUCUAAGUCUCUAAUUGAAGUACUUGCAGAUAUCAUCUUAAUUUGAAUUGACACCUCCCUUGUCAUAAGUUGCUUUGGCAGUUUGACAUUACUUAAGGAGUUCUACGUAUCUAUUAUGUUGUCUUAUUACUAGUUGGGACCACAUUAUCCUUUUCUUUUUUUUUUUAAUCGGGACCUCAUUUUCCUGGAUCAACCAUGAAGUGCAAAGGUUUUCUUGGUAUCAUCCUAGUAGCUUCCUGUCUAAUUUCGAUAUGUGAUAUCUUAGAGGCCUAUAACUUUCUCCAUUUGCAGAGAUAAAUGAAUUAACGUUUUUCCUGUUAUGAUCACUUCUUGAAAUAGAAAAUUUACUUUCCAAUGACUAGUAUAUUUUUGCGUGCAAUGUUUUCAUUCUUAUUGUGUGCUUGUUUCUUGUAUGAUAAUUAAUUGGGAUUCUUCGUUGUUAACACACUCUCCUUGAACUGAUACCUUGUCACAAAAACAGCUAUGCCGCCAAAUGAUUUUAGGAAGAAGAGUGCUUGUGGAAAUGCUCCUGAAUUUGGAGCUAUCUUCAUGUCAAACCGGAGUACAAUAAAAGAGUGUUUUGAGAGAAAACUAUUUGGUCUUCCACAUGCUUUUGCUGAGUUUGUGAAAGAAGUCAAAGCUGGAAUGAUUUUAUUUCUUUUUGAGUAUCAGCAGAAAAAACUUUAUGGUGUUUUUGGGGCUGUGUCUGAUGGAAGAAUGGAUAUUGUACCCCAUGCGUAUCAUUCAACCGGGAAAAAGUUCCGUGCACAGGUUUUGCCUGUCCAGGUUUCUUUUACUGUUAUUUGGAAUUGUUGUCCACUUUCUGAACCUGAUUUUUGUGACGCGAUUAGAGAGAAUUACUUUACAGAGCAGAAGUUCAACAUUGGUCUGUCUAAAUAUCAGGUUUUAUCUUAAUCACAUCUCUUUAAUUAGAAUCUAAGCAUAUUAGUUUGGUAAAGGUUCAUGCCCUUGUUCUGGGGAAAUGACGGCCAAGGAUGUGUUUUGAUAAAUAAUACCUGCCAAAGACAUUUCAGCAUUAACAAUUGUUCUCAGCAUGUCCUUGGCGGGUAUUAAUUAUCAAAACAUGUCCUGGGCCGUCAUUUUCCCCGUUCUUUACAUGUUGAAAGGCUACUCUUCUUAUUUCACUCUACAACGGUUAUAUUCAGAAAUCUUUGAGCAAAAAGCAAGUCAAGAAAAAGGCACUCUAAUGCUACGGUUAAAGUAUAUACCUCCCUAGAUUCUACAGAGGAUUCCGUGGUUGAAAGUCAGGCUACUAAAUUAGUGGAUGUUCCCCAGACACUGAAUGAAAGGACUUCUCAUUUUAAGCCCACUGGAACCAGCAACCUUUUUACCUCUUUGCAUGAAAAUAUCACUCCCUCUAGUGAUGCAAUAGCAAGCUCAUGUUUUUCUGAAUGUCAACCAGUCCCAUUGGAAAGAGAAUCAGAGUGCAUAGGUGUCUCUUCUUAUACAACUUCAUCAGGCCUUGGCGAUUACAUACCUUUGUCUUCCCCUGAACAGUUCGAACCAACAGAGAUUGCGCAAGCUUUCUCAGAGGCUACCUGUGAUGGUCAUAAAGAUUUGUCCUUGGCUGAAGCAUGUAUAUUUCCAAUGUCUUUUGGAGUGAGGGAUUCAACUCAGCCAUCCUCUGUACACAAGGCAGAUGGAGGUCAAUGUGAUGAAAGCUCUCCAGCUCAUCAAAGUAACAGCUAUCCAAGGGUCAAGGGCCUAUAUUCUGAUAUUCCAGACAAAAAAGGUAGUGCGUUUAAAUUUUGAGUCUAAAGCUUCUUUGGAAAAGAAUGAAGACAACUCGGAAGUGACUGAAUCAAUUCAUGAAAUUAUGAAAAAGUUGCAAAAGUCUCACAAAAAUUGGGAAAAAGCAAAUCGGAAAACUAAAAGUGUCGAUGUCAAGAACUGGAAUACUUGGAGGCAUGAAACUGGGGCCAAAGUCCAUGAAGAUGGUGAGGUGUGUGGUUGUUCUUCUGAAAAUAGGCAGAAGAAGAGAAGAUUGGUUAGUCUUGUUCUUAGACACGAGUUAGACGUCGACGAUAAAAUACGCCAUAGGUGGUGUCCGGAAGUUUAGAUGCAACCUCAGGAAAGUUCUGCUGGCAAAGAGAAAGGUGGAAGUUGGGAAGGUUCAACCAGAAGUGAUAAAAGUGGUGAUAAUGAGAUUGGGUUUCCUCCAAAGGACAUAGUAUUAUCUGUCAUACCCGACCACCAGUGAUGGGAAAGGUGAAGAGCAAGGAAGGGGCUUGACCAACAUGGAUUUGAUGCCGGGAAAGGAAGAUGGUUCCAUAGCCAACUGUUUUAACGAGGUGGACACGAAACCUUUGAAGACAUACCAACGUCGUCGUCGGGUUGCGAUACUGAGCUGGUUUCUCUUGUCAAUAUUGAAACUGGCAAUGUUAUGUGCUGAAGAACUGGUUAUUGCCAAAGUGUGCUGAAAUCUCUACGUAUUGAGGAAGUGUUUUUUGAAGGAAAUUGGGGAAGGGAAGCAUCUUUAUUAUUCUAGUUUAGGCAUGAGUGUAAACGAAAGAAGUUUGUAGGGACAAAUAAGUUCCAAUAGGAAUUAGAAUGAAAAUAGAAUUCCACAAGUAGUUAUAGGGUAGGAACAUAAUAGGAUCCUUGCAGCUUGUGAUGAUACAUCUGAAGUACAGUAAUUGGUUGGUACAACGCACUUUGGGCGACAUCCUUCUCGUUACACUAUUCUGGUUGAUUGAACAAGAUUUCGUGUCCCCUGACUUUGUUCGUUUGGUAAAUAUAUUUGCUCGGUGUUUGCAAAUUCUGUCCAUGCAUGUAAAUCAGUUGGCACUGAAUCAAAUGUGAUCUUCUGCUGAAAUUCUUAGACUGGUUGAAUAGAUAUGCAUUACUCCCAUAACUAAUAUCACUCCGGUUUCAAUACGGCCUCACACUGCUAAACAUUGGAUGG